This is a messenger RNA of Drosophila sulfurigaster albostrigata, 2362 nucleotides long. Its product is annotated as 5-methylcytosine rRNA methyltransferase NSUN4. The record is from RefSeq and is a predicted model, not a curated record. Gene Ontology annotation, molecular function: methyltransferase activity. Gene Ontology annotation, cellular component: mitochondrial large ribosomal subunit. NCBI's taxonomy places the organism in Eukaryota, Metazoa, Arthropoda, Insecta, Diptera, Drosophilidae. Gene Ontology annotation, biological process: rRNA methylation. Bases 166 to 1683 code for a protein of 505 amino acids. The transcript has a single exon.
CACAUGAAUGUGACCAAGUACGUUUAUAUUACGGUCACACUCCGACUAGAAAUGGAAUACUAGUCUUUACCGACAUUAGCAAUCGACAGUGUCAUCGAUAUACCUCCAUCUCGAAUUCCAAUAAGAGAAAUUUACCGGUUCCGCAAAACCAAACAAACGAGCGAAAUGUUGAAAGUGCGCAACAUUUGCAUGCUGCAGCCUCGACGCUGGCGCAGCGGCAGCAAGAAGCGCUGGAAUCUGCUUCAACACAAGAAGAACAACUGCGAUCGUGCGCUUGACAGCUUCGAUGAUUUCUACGGCUCUGUGUAUGGCGGUCGUUGGAAAAAUAUGCGAGCAGCGCUGCUCACCGAGCACAAAUAUGUGGCCAUGGUUAACAACUUUGGGGACACAGAGCAGACGUGCAGCAUGCUGGAAAUGGACGGUGCGAUCAACAUCAAGUCACUCAUUCAAUUGGCCCAAGAGCGACAGGAGGAAAAUGCAACCAAUUCGAGUCAAUUUUUGGGUGAGGAAAAGCGUGCUCAUUACGACAUCGAUGACAAACUCGAUGCGCUGCUGAGGAAGCAACAAGAGCGCGAGGUGGCCGCCAUUUAUCCAACUGACGAUAACCAUGUGCAGCCACAGCAAUUGAACUAUGAGCGAAGUCAACAAAAGGAAGAAAAUCUCGACACUGACUCGUCCUAUGAGCCGAGCUUAACAAGAGCUCUCGAGGAAGACGUUCAACUGGAUGCCAGUCGCUUGGUAGAUCCACAAUUUGGCACUGGCGGCUUGUACGAAUAUAUGCCUGCCAAUACCAUCAAGGGUAUGGAGGAUUGGGUGGCCGAAUCGGAACAUUAUAAAUACUAUCAAACUAGCGCUGAUUUUCCGUUGGCCAUCGAACCAGAACAGAAUUUUAAAUAUCCAGAACACUUGGCCAUCUACACCUACGAAAUGGGCAACUGUUCGGACUUUAAGCCACCGCGACAAUGCCUCACAGGAGUUCUCUCACAUUUCCUAAUGGAUGGCGCCUCGGUGUUGCCUCCGUUGUUCCUUCAAGUGCAGCCCGGAGAGCGUGUCCUGGAUGCUUGUGCCGCACCAGGCGGCAAAUCAUUGUUGAUGCUGCAGACACUGCAUCUGGAUCAGCUUAUAUGCAACGAUGUGCAGGAGUCUCGACUGAAUAAACUGCGUCAUGUCAUGCAGGAAUAUCUAUUUGAUUACAAACAACGCUGGGCGGGUCAGCGUUUGAUCUUCAGCCAGAGUGAUGCACGCAAUUUGGAUGAGUUCGACAGCUAUGAUAAAAUACUCGUCGAUGUGCCUUGCACAACAGAUCGUCAUGUGCUGAUGCACCAGGACAACAACAUCUUUAAGCCCACGCGCAUCAAGGAGCGUCUCCGCAUUCCCGAACUCCAGGCGGGCAUCUUGGCUAAUUGCUUGCGUCUCUUGAAACCUGGCGGCAGUCUAGUCUAUUCCACCUGCUCGCUGUCGCCAGUGCAAAAUGAUGGCGUUGUUCACAUGGCACUGCAAAAGGUCUUUACCGAGCAUGGCAUCACAGCGACCAUCAAGGAUCUUAGUCAACAGACAGCGCUCUUAGGGGAUAUUUAUAAAUUUGAGCAGCCAAAGGGUUUGAAGUAUGGCCAAAUGGUUAUUCCCUAUUUGCCAGCCAAUUUUGGCCCGAUGUACUUUAGUAAAAUUACGAGAAAUACUUAAAGAAACGAAAACUGUUUAAACGACUGCUAGAGGCCUUCUCUGAAUUAAAGAUUACGUUAUAGAAUUAAAUGUUUUGAAGUACAAGUUUCAAUGAAUACAUAAGUUAUGUUUUUUUAUGUUUCUUUUAAACUGUUAUGAAAAUAAUCAGUGCAACCUGAAUGCUCCGGUUUAAUAAGAUGUAUUAUAAGAUUUGUUGGAAGGAAUAUACCUACAUCGAUUUAUGGAUGGACCUAUAAAAACCCCUUUUCCUAUUUAACCUUAACUCUAACACGUUGUGUCUCAGCUUGAAUUUAAUAUAUGAUAUAUAUUUACGAUUGUAUGAGAGCUGGGCUUCAGCAGUGCCUUUUAGCUCUCUCUAACUUAGUGUUAAAUUUAAGAAACUUGGAUGUAACGUAACAUCGUUUAUCCAAUAGUUUUGUUGUUUCACAUUUUCUCCGGCUUCUUUUUCUUUUUGGGUCUAAUGGGCAACGGCCCAGGCAUUUUAAAGAUGGUGCUGAAAAAAAAAAUAAAGUUACAUAAAAUUAUAUAUGAAUAGAAAUACAAAUAAGCAGCUCUCUUACUGGCAUGUGGUGCAGAUGGGACUAUACUUGCAGAAGACACUCAAGCAGACGGAGCACACGUAGCCGAUGUCGAUGAGCUCGCGAUGGCAGAAACACGAGGCACGAUAAUCGACUUUUGG